AUGUCGGCCCCUCGGCGAGUCGGGGCACGGAAGCUCUCGCUGUCCUGCGCUGCAGCGACCCUGGCUUCGGCUGGCCUCGUGCAGAGGUGGCGGGCACCAUCCUUUGCGGCUUUCUGGGAAGGAAGCCGGCGCCCGCGCGUGCGGCUUUCCGCCGUCUCGGAGGACAACCUGCUGGGGCUGGAUCAGGACACAGUCGACUUGCACAGGAAGUACCACGAUGCGACCAUAACGUACACAGCCAUGAACAUUGAUUGGGCACAGGACAAGGGCUACGAGAAUGAUGGGGAGCUUUCCGAAACCGAGCGGGAUGCCGUGGCGCGCGCGGCCCGAGCUCGGCUCUUUCGCUGGCCGGAGCUGGAGGACCGCGAUAUGCACGCGGUGAACUUCGGACCCGAGCGUCUUCGCUUCUGUAAAUCUGCAGAUUCGGCUGAAGCUCUCGGAGAUCCAGGACAAAACGUCUUUGUGGUGAGCCAGAUGCGUCGUCCAUCCCGCUUGAGACAUGCGCUGAAUGAGCUGUAUCGCGAGGGCAUCAGUGCGAACAUCGUCGAUGCCGUUGAUGGAGAUGGCUUUCGCGCGCAGGAUGAACUGGAGAGGCUUGGCAUUAUCCCUGUCCCCGGCUACGAAGGCCACAAAAACCACGGCAUCCACCUCACCACGGGGGAGGUGGGCUGCUUCAUGAGCCACUUCACCAUUUGGCAUCACAUGGUCAAGCACAACAUUCCAGCCGCCCUCAUCUUGGAAGAUGACUUCGAUCUACAGCCCGACUUUGCGAUCAAGCUCGGCGAGUACCUCGAGGAGGCGCGCGGCUACGACUGGAACCUCCUGUACGUUGGGCGCAGCCCCACCGAACCGGAUUGGACACGGCUGUCGCAGCACGUCGUGGAGCCAGGCUACACGCUAUGGACGGUGGGCUACAUCAUGCGCCUGGAUGGCGCCAAAGCACUGCUGGAUGCCCGUGUGGAGCGCGCUUUCGCGCCUCUGGAUGACUACUUCUCCGUGGCCGCCGGCCGCGGAUUCGAUUGCUUCUACAAUGACAAGGUUUUGGAGUGGAAGCCCUACAUUCCGGUGCUUCUGCGACCAAUGGCUUUGACACCUCCUUUGGUGAUGCCGUACGUCGGUUCCAUGUUCCUCAGUGACACGGCGAAGGUGCGUGCCGCAACGCGGUAUGUGGAGGAUCUCCCGGUGUCCGUUCCUGACGAGUAG
Messenger RNA from Symbiodinium sp. CCMP2456, 1203 nucleotides. Lineage: Eukaryota; Dinophyceae; Suessiales; Symbiodiniaceae. The record is from the annotation of a GenBank genome assembly.